AUGUUGGCUCAAGCGUUUCAGCUUCUGGGUGGCCCGCUCCCCCGUGCGAAGCCACCUAACACAAUGUGCACUCUGGUCUUCAGCAACGGCGGCACAUAUGCUGACUUGAUCUACAUGAGCAAGGAAUGGGCAUCACCCAAAGUCUACCUUGAGCGAGGAGACUUCAUCCGCUUGGCCUCACAGCCUGUGGAUGGCUUCUGCUCUGCACUAGGACACUUUGCCCAGUAUUGGGAUAUCGGAGGCCAUGCUGAAAGACCGCGAGACCAAGAAGACUUCCCAGCUGGACUUGAGCUACGAUGCAACAGGUUUGAGAACAUGGAUGCUCUAAUGGUCGCAAAAACUCCUUGCAGCAUCUUCAUUGCGGCCCUGGGGAAAUGCGCCAGUACGUGCAGUCAGAGGGCGCAGUCGCCAUAUGGGCAUCCAUACAGGUGGCAAGUGCCGGGAGGCUGGAGGCGGGUGUCCAUACAGGUAGCUACACAAGCGGAUGCGGCGAAGGCAAGCGGUUCUUCAGAUCUUCUGGUUUGGAGCUGGAGUUUGCAAACGGUUCGCCAGCUGUGUGCCAUGGGCCAUGUUGGCUUUGUCUCAGCAUCUUCUGGUUUGAAGCUGGAGCUUGCAAGCGGCUCGCCAGCUAUGCUUCUCUCAAAAUCUUUUGGUUUGAAACUAGAGUUUGCGAACGGUGUGUACCAUGUUGGCUUCUUCACUGUUUCGGUCUUGCUUCUUUCAAGCUCUUCUGGCUUGAAUGCAAACGGCUUGCCAGCUGUCUUGAUUUCUGUUUUGUCCGCGGUCGUCGUCUUGUUGGAAGCUGGGCAGCUGGCCAUGGCCAAAUUUCAAAAGCUCAGGCCAAAGCUCUGA
This is a messenger RNA of Symbiodinium natans, 852 nucleotides long. Lineage: Eukaryota; Dinophyceae; Suessiales; Symbiodiniaceae. The record is from the annotation of a GenBank genome assembly.